AUGUCUCAUGUCAAAGAGAUCAAGGAGAAACAAGCACUUCAAGCUAAGUUCCAGCUAGCUAUUAACUCCACAACAAAUCAUGUAUCCAGCUGGUUGAAACCUUUGAAAACUACCAAUCAAGAUUCAUCAUCCUCAUCUACAGCAUCAAAUAAUGAAUUCUUUGAUUUACCUAUAAUAAGCGGUGGUUCUGGACUAGCACUAUCUUCCGAUCUCCAUAUCAAAGAAGACAUAAACACAAUAGGUGAUUAUGUCAAAAGCGGGAAGUCAUUAUCUUCAUUGAAUAAGAAGAAAACCCAACAGAGAUCAAUUCACCAAAUUCAUAAAGUUCAUAAAGAUGAUUCAAAAGCUUUAGGUGCAUUAAGAAACAAAAUGAAGAAUUCAAGUAGAUUAAAACAAAGAGAUCAGUUGAUGCAACCUAAACUACAAGCUAAACCACAACAGCAACAGCAUAAUCAUCAAUCAAAUUCUAAUGACAGUGACAGUGAUGAAGAAAUUGUUCAGAAAUCUGCACCUAAAAAGAAUUUUUCACUAAUGAUUGAUUCAAAAAUUAAAAAGAAAAAGAAAUGA
This is a messenger RNA of Hansenula anomala, 567 nucleotides long. RefSeq names its product Nop19p (gene NOP19). NCBI's taxonomy places the organism in Eukaryota, Fungi, Ascomycota, Saccharomycetes, Phaffomycetales, Wickerhamomycetaceae. The coding region runs from base 1 to 567 and encodes 188 amino acids. The transcript has a single exon. Gene Ontology annotation, biological process: ribosomal small subunit biogenesis. Gene Ontology annotation, cellular component: 90S preribosome. The record is from RefSeq and is a predicted model, not a curated record.